Molecule: messenger RNA, 1701 nt
Organism: Penicillium digitatum Pd1
Lineage: Eukaryota; Fungi; Ascomycota; Eurotiomycetes; Eurotiales; Aspergillaceae
Biological process (GO): anterograde axonal transport
Cellular component (GO): mitochondrion
Source: RefSeq, a predicted model, not a curated record
AUGGCUGACGAUGCCCCCGUGUCUGCGCCCGUCGAGGGCGAUCGGCCCGAGCACGCCACUGAGCAACCCACUGACCCCGAGAAGAAGUCCGAGGAUGUGACUGUGUCGGAAGACAAGCCUGCCGACACUGAAGCUGCGACCGACAAGAAGACGGACGCUGAAGCUGAGGCUGAUAAGCCAGCUUCCUCUGAUGAGGUUUCAGAGGCCAAGGUUGAUGGCGAAACCGCCAAAGAUGCACCUGCCGAUGCAGAGGCCGCUGCGCCCGCGGAGGCCAACGGAACCGCUGCCUCAGCGAAGAAGUCUUCCAAGAACCGCCGCACCUCCACCGGUGCCACCCAGAAGCUAAGCCGCAAGAAGUCCCAAAGUCGCAUCACCCAUCUGGACGCUAAGCCAGGCCAAACUUAUCUUGCGCGCCUUCGCAGCUAUGCGCCCUGGCCUGCCAUCAUCUGUGACGAGGGCAUUCUGCCUCCUAGCCUGCUAGAAAGUCGCCCUGUUACCGCCAAGCAAAAGGAUGGAUCUUACAAGGGCGAGUAUGGUGACGAUGGCAGACGCGCCCAUGAGCGUACCUUCCCCGUCAUGUUCUUCGAAACCAAUGAAUUCGCCUGGGUUCCCAAUACCAACCUGACCCCUCUCGACCCUGCCGAGUGCAAAAAUAUCUCUGAGAAGAAUAAAACCAAAUCCCUCGUCAAUGCUUACAAGGUUGCAUCCGAGGGUCACAACCUUCAGUAUUUCAAAAAGCUCCUGAACGACCACCAGGCAGCUCUUGACCAGGAAGAGGCUGAAUUUGAAGCCCAGGAGGCAGAGAAGGUAGCUGCCAAGGCCGCAAAGGAGGGCAAGAAGGGCAAGCGCAAGAGUAAGGGCGCCGAGACUGAUGUUGAAAUGGAGGAUUUGGAUGACUCCAAGAAGUCCAAGGCUCCUUCCAAGAAGCGCAAGAAGGAUGUCGAGACCGAUGCUGAAGCGGAAAAGCCCGCUAAGACUCCCAAGUCUAAUACAAAGCUGAAGUUGACCACUCCCAAGGCUCCCGCCGAGGACACUGGAAAGAAGACUCCUGCCAGCAAGACCAAGAAGGCACCUGUCAAGAAGGGCAAGGCGGCUCCCGCUGUCAGCGACGAAGGAGACAGCGCCGAUGCCAAAGAAUCCGAGAAACCCAUUGACCCAGAGGAGUUGAGAAAGAAGAAGGAGAAAGAGAUUUUGUUCCUCCGUCACAAACUCCAGAAAGGCUUCAUCUCCCGCGACCAACCCCCUAAGGAAGAUGAAAUGGCUAACAUGGCCAGCUACUUUGACAAGUUGGAGAAGCAUUCGGACUUGGAGGUGUCGAUCAUCCGUUCCACCAAGAUCAACAAAGUCCUGAAAAUGAUUGUCAAGCUCAACUCCAUUCCCCGUGAUGAGGAGUUUAACUUCCGUCACCGUGCCAUGAGCAUUUUGUCUAGCUGGAAGAACAUCUUAGACGCGGACACUCCCGGCCUGGCGGACAAGGAUGAGAAGCCAGCCGUCAACGGAUCCAAGGAGGAGGAUGGCGUUGAAACCCCCAAGCUGGAGACAGAAGAGGAAAAGGAGCCCGAGUCCAAGUCAACUAAGGAUGAUGAUUCCCCAAUGCCCGAUGCGGAUGAAAAGGUCCCUGAGCCUGAGGAGAAGGCAGUUGAGGAGCCCACGGAGAAGUCCGAAGAGAAGUCCGCCGAGGCUACUGCUCAACUGGUCUAG